Messenger RNA from Psammomys obesus (fat sand rat), 2863 nucleotides. It is a transcript of the gene Slc7a9, whose product is annotated as solute carrier family 7 member 9. The record is from RefSeq and is a predicted model, not a curated record. NCBI's taxonomy places the organism in Eukaryota, Metazoa, Chordata, Mammalia, Rodentia, Muridae. Bases 219 to 1682 code for a protein of 487 amino acids. Gene Ontology annotation, biological process: amino acid transmembrane transport. The transcript is spliced from 15 exons. Gene Ontology annotation, molecular function: L-amino acid transmembrane transporter activity. Gene Ontology annotation, cellular component: membrane.
GCCUGGGCACAAGACAUGGCCCUUCCUGGAGCUUGGCGUUGUAGUUGCAGGCUGGGCAGUCGUCAGCUGGGUGAGCAUCGUCCAAGACAGAGUCUUUCUAUGUAUCCCACAUUGGCUUGACUUGUUGGAUAGCCCAGGCUGGCCCUGAACUUUCUAUUUUCCUUCCUUAACUUCCCCAGUGCUGGGAGUUCAGGCCCUGGAACGAGCAGCGGGGAACAAUGGAGGAGCCAAGCCUGAGGAAGCGGAGAGAGGACGAGAAGUCCAUCCAAAGUAAUGCAGCCAAGACCACAAACCUCCAGAAGGAGGUGGGCCUCCUCAGCGGCAUCUGUAUCAUCGUGGGCACCAUCAUCGGCUCCGGGAUCUUCAUCUCCCCCAAGUCUGUGCUGGCCAACACAGAAUCCGUGGGGCCCUGUCUGAUCGUAUGGGCAGCCUGUGGGAUCCUGGCUACACUUGGUGCCCUGUGCUUCGCAGAGCUUGGCACAAUGAUCACCAAAUCAGGGGGCGAGUACCCCUACCUGAUGGAGGCCUUUGGCCCCAUCCCUGCCUACCUCUUCUCCUGGACCAGCCUGAUCGUCAUGAAGCCCUCGUCCUUCGCCAUCAUCUGCCUCAGCUUUUCCGAGUAUGUGUGUGCAGCCUUUUACUUGGGCUGUAAGCCUCCUCAGGUGGUCAUCAAACUCCUGGCUGCCGCCGCCAUCUUGCUCAUCACUACAGUGAAUGCGCUGAGCGUGCGGCUCGGGAGCUACGUCCAGAACAUCUUCACAGCAGCCAAGCUGGUGAUCGUGGCCAUCAUCAUCAUCAGCGGACUGGUCUUCCUGGCCCAAGGAAACACAAAGAACUUUCAGAAUUCUUUCGAGGGUGUGCAGACCUCUGUGGGCGCCAUCAGCCUGGCGUUUUACAAUGGACUGUGGGCCUACGAUGGGUGGAACCAACUCAACUAUAUCACUGAAGAGCUCAGAAACCCUUACAGAAACCUGCCCAUGGCCAUUGUCCUCGGGAUCCCCCUGGUGACAGUGUGCUACAUCCUCAUGAAUAUUGCCUACUUCACGGUGAUGACCCCAACAGAGCUCCUGCAGUCUCAGGCUGUGGCUGUGACCUUCGGAGACCGCGUUCUUUACCCAGCAUCUUGGGUGGUCCCACUUUUUGUGGCAUUUUCAACUAUCGGUGCUGCUAAUGGGACUUGCUUCACAGCGGGCAGACUCAUCUAUGUGGCUGGCCGGGAAGGCCACAUGCUUAAAGUGCUCUCGUACAUCAGUGUUAGGCGCCUCACGCCUGCUCCUGCCCUUAUAUUUUAUAGUAUCAUAGCCAUCAUUUACAUCAUCCCCGGUGACAUCAACUCCUUAGUCAACUACUUCAGUUUUGCUGCGUGGCUGUUUUAUGGGAUGACAGUCCUAGGACUCAUCGUGAUGAGAUUCACAAGGAAAGACCUGGAAAGGCCCAUCAAGGUGCCCAUCUUCAUCCCCGUCGUUGUGAUUCUCGUAUCUGUCUUUUUGGUCCUGGCCCCGAUCAUCAGUAAGCCAGCCUGGGAAUAUCUCUACUGUGUGUUAUUCAUUCUGAGUGGACUUAUAUUCUACUUCCUUUUUGUCCACUACAAGUUCCGAUGGGCCGAGAGAAUCUCCAGUCCAGUCACCAAGCACCUGCAGAUGCUGAUGGAAGUCGUCCCACCAGAGAAGGACCCCGAAUGAAAAGCCCAUCAUUCACAGCCCAAAGCUGCAAUCAAUUUAUUUUUAUGACAGGAGCAACUGGCAAUCAAGUCCACACAAAAUGCUGCUCAGAUCUACAGAUCACUGGCAGGGGUUUUAAAUAUGUAGUCGUCCGUCCCCCCCCCCCCCCGUUGCCACUCCCAAUUUUUUAUCCUGUCCUGGGCACGGCUGGUCUGUGGCCCCUGCAAAUGGCCGGGGGAACUGAGCUGGGCUCAACCAUUAAGAGCACUGGCUGUUCUUCCAGAGAACCCAGGUUCAAUUCUCAGCACCCACAUCGCAGACCACAACUGUCUGUAACUCCACUUCCAGGGGAUCUGACACCCUCAUACAGACAUACAUGCAGGCAAAACACCAAUGUACAUUAAAAAAAAAAAAAAAAGAAAAGAACACUGGAGUUUUACUGAUGAUUCACCACAAAGAUGCAAUUCUAUGGGAGCAAAUGAUAGAGCACAAACUCAAGUAUUUCCAUUUCACCUCACAUUUUAGAAAUUUACCCCACUUAGAACAGGUUAAUACAGAAAAUCAACAGCCGACUGUUUGCAUAGCCAGCCUCCUAUGUUCUACAAAAUGUUGCUCAGAGGUUUACAUAUGGGAAAAUGUGACCAUCUGAAAAAAGUGAUUUAAACAGAGCUGUGUCCCCACGGUCUCCAUGUAUCUGCUGAGACAGCCUGCCUCUUGCACGGUGCCCAGUGCCACAGCAGCCCUCCGCCAGCUGGUGGACCUGCAUCUGUAUAGACAGACACCGACAAAGCCCGGCCCACAACUGAAUUGUUCCAGCAAGACAGUGUGCUUUCCGCUGCCUUGAGUCACUUUGCUUUACGGCCACUCUAGUACCUGCCAAUCAACCUGAGAGUCAUAGCAUCACAAAGGAUGUGUGUUCCUGGCAGAUGCCCAGUCCGGCAGCCUCCAACUGUUGGGUGCAAGUCUGACCCUCUUCACAGUUGCUGUGAAAGCUAGUUGCCCACCCUACAAUCCCGUGGACUCUUUUGGGCUGCAUGUGCUCAGGUCUUAUUUUACAGAUGAGAAAACCAAGAACCAGUGUGGGCCCAGUCCUGCUGCUGGCACAGAAAGCCCAGAGACUUUGUGGAAGGUGUGCAGCGGCUCAUUCCUGGGGCUACUGAAACCUGGACAUCUGUGUUUCUUUGUUUUUAUUUUUUUUUUGU